Molecule: messenger RNA, 1926 nt
Organism: Aureococcus anophagefferens
Lineage: Eukaryota; Pelagophyceae; Pelagomonadales; Pelagomonadaceae
Exons: 1
Biological process (GO): formation of cytoplasmic translation initiation complex; translation reinitiation
Cellular component (GO): eukaryotic translation initiation factor 3 complex, eIF3e; eukaryotic translation initiation factor 3 complex, eIF3m; multi-eIF complex
Molecular function (GO): translation initiation factor activity; mRNA binding
Source: RefSeq, a predicted model, not a curated record
CAGAAGCCGGAGAAUGCGCUCAAGCGCGCGAACGAGCUCGCGACCAUCGGCAACAAGAAGGCGGCGCUCCAGGUGCUGCACGACGUGCUGACGGCGAAGAAGUCGCGGACGUGGGUCAAGGUCUUCGAGUCGAUCAUGUUCCGCUACAUCGACAUCUGCGUCGAGCUCCAGAUGCACCGCCACGCCAAGGACGGGCUCCACCAGUACCGCAACAUCUCGCAGCAGCAGGCGCCGCAGAGCCUCGAGGUCGUCAUCCAGUACCUCGUCAAGGCCGCGGAGACGCGGGCCUACGAGGCCGCGGCCGCGGCGAAGAAGGCGAACUUGGCGGCGGCGGCCAAGUCCGUCGCGGACCUCGACUGCGAGCAGACGCCCGAGUCCAUCAUGAUGUCGACGAUGACGGACGAGGGCGACGGCGAGCGGUCCGAACGCGAGGCGCUCGUGCCGUGGCUCAAGUUCCUCUGGGAGACCUACCGCAGUGUCCUCGACAUCCUGCGCACGAACUCCAAGUUGGAGAAGGUCUACCACGGCACGAGCGUCAAGGCCUUCGAGUUCUGCCGCAAGUUCGAGCGGAAGACGGAGCUCCGCCGGCUCUGCGAGACGCUCCGCCAGCACCUGUCGAACCUCCAGCGCGCGGCGGCGACGAACAACACGAGCCGCCUGCGCGGCUGGGAGGGCUGGACCCAGGAGGGCGUCGAGAUGCACCUGACGACGCGCUUCGCGCAGCUCGAGGUCGCGUCGGCGCUGGAGCUCUGGACCGAGGGCUUCCGGACCGUCGAGGACAUCCACCAGAUCAUGCGCAUCUCCAAGAAGCCGCCCAAGGCCAAGCUCAUGGCCAAGUACUACGAGCGCCUCACCAAAAUCUUCUGGGUGAGCGGCAACCACCUCUUCCACGCGUUCGCGUGGUGGCGCCACGCGCAGCUCGCCAAGGAGGCGGAGAAGCGGCCCGCGACGCCCGAGGAGCGGUCCCACCGCGCCUGCGCCGUGCUGCUGGCGGCGCUGGCCAUCCCCGACGCGGGCAACGCCGGCGGCGGGCCCCGGGAGGUCGCGGGCUUCGGGCUCGGCGACGCCGACCGGUCGCCCGAGGACGACGUCGACGCGGAGAAGAACGCGCGCAUGGCGACGCUCCUGGGCUUCGCGACGCACCCGACGCGGUCGGCCCUGCUGGCGGAGCUCACGGUGAACGGGGCGCUGGUGGACGCGGACCUGCUGCCGGCGCACGUCACGGAGCUCUACGACGCGCUCGAGUCCCGCUUCGAGCCGCUGCGCCUCGCGGCCAUCGUCAAGCCCCUCCUGGACCGGCUGGCGACGGAGACGCCGCGGCUGGCGCACUUCGCCGAGCCCCUGGCGCGGCUGGCCGUGUGCCGCCUGGUCGCGCAGCUCGGCGAGGUCUACUCGUGCGUGACGCUCGACCACUUCAAGUCGCUCCUCGGCGACCUGCCGCUGGACUACGACGACGUCGAGAAGCUGCUCGUGGGCGCGACGCCGACGGUCAAGGGCGCGGCGCCCGUGGCGCGCCUCGACUACCGCCGCAAGUGCCUGCGCUUCUCGUCGGCGCCGCGCGGCGGCGACCGGCCCUCCGCCGUCGCCGGCGGCGGCCGCGACACGCUCAGCGUCUUCGGCUUCAAGGUCGACGAGGCCCUGGACCACAUCCGCAAGGUCACGGCGCCGCCGCCGGAGGUUUUGGCGAAGCGCGCCGCGGAGCGCGAGCGGCUCUUCGCGGCGGCGCGCGACUCGGCCGACGCGGACCACGAGAAGUGCCUCGCGCGCAAGGCCGUCAUCGAGCGGCGCAAGGAGGAGCAGGAGCGGCUCCAGCAGGAGAAGGCCAAGGCGGAGGCCGCGGAGAAGGCGCGCCUCGAGGAGGAGCGCAAGAAGGACGAGGAGCGGCGCCUCGAGAAGGAGGCGCGCGACCGCGAGCGCGAGAAGCUC